Uncinocarpus reesii 1704 is the source of this 279-nucleotide messenger RNA. RefSeq lists its product as uncharacterized. The transcript has 2 exons. Lineage: Eukaryota; Fungi; Ascomycota; Eurotiomycetes; Onygenales; Onygenaceae. The coding region runs from base 1 to 279 and encodes 92 amino acids. Gene Ontology annotation, cellular component: transcription factor TFIIH core complex; transcription factor TFIIH holo complex. Gene Ontology annotation, biological process: nucleotide-excision repair; nucleotide-excision repair, preincision complex assembly; transcription by RNA polymerase II. The record is from RefSeq and is a predicted model, not a curated record.
AUGCCGCGUGCUGUCAAAGGUACUACUUUCCCGGGGGCCAUUCUCCGAUCUCCACCCUCUGGAACUAACCCGCUGGUAGGCGUGCUGAUCGAGUGCGACCCUUCCGUCAAGGCCAUCAUCCUCAAGUACGAUGAAGAACGGCACGACUACAUUGUGGAGGACUUGGACGACGACAGGCACCUGGUGAUUAAGGAGAGCCAGCUGCAGAAUUUGAAGCUGCGGCUGAGCCAAGAGCUGGAUGAGAAGGUUAUGCAACCCGAGGAAUCCGAGUCCGAGUGA